Messenger RNA from Paraphaeosphaeria sporulosa, 678 nucleotides. RefSeq lists its product as uncharacterized. The record is from RefSeq and is a predicted model, not a curated record. Bases 1 to 678 code for a protein of 225 amino acids. The transcript has a single exon. NCBI's taxonomy places the organism in Eukaryota, Fungi, Ascomycota, Dothideomycetes, Pleosporales, Didymosphaeriaceae.
AUGGCCGAAACCAAACCCAAAUACACACUCUCCUCCCUCCUUGACACGCUCCUCCCAACCGUCCACCUCACGAAGCCACCUCCACACCCCACACACCCGUCCCUCACCCCUGUCAUCUCAUCCCUCCUCCUCCACCCCACUAUAGAAGCUGCUCUACACCUCCUCAACGCCGACCUACCCUCCGCGCACUUCCUCGUCCGCCACAUGCAGGCCCCGCCCGCUAUUGAAGGAAUGCUUCUGCACUCCAUCCUGCAUCGCAGCGAGGGCGACAUUCCGAAUGCACGCGCGUGGGCUAGCGACGCCGUCGAUGCGAGCGAUGGGUGGGUCCCGAAGCACAAGGGGGAGGAGCGGCUGGACUUGGACACGGUGCAGGCGAUGAAGGGAAAGGUGUUGGGUGGAGCGCGGUUUGUGGAGUUUGUGUAUGGCGGCGAUAAGGCAGGUGCGGAGCGCCUGAUUGAUGAUGUUGAGAGGUGGAGAAAGAAGAAAGGGGCAGAAGGGGGGAAUGAACUUGCAGAGAGGGUGCGCGCAGAGUUGGGGAAGGUGCUGGAGUGGUGUAGGAAGAAGUUUGGGGAGGAAGAGUGGACAGAUGCGAGUGCAGCGUGGGUGAAGCAUGGGGAGGAGGUCCGCAAGAUGGGGGAGGACAUGGUCAGCGGUGCCAAGGAGUUCCGAGAUUUCUGA